Exophiala xenobiotica is the source of this 1126-nucleotide messenger RNA. RefSeq lists its product as uncharacterized. The transcript has 3 exons. Lineage: Eukaryota; Fungi; Ascomycota; Eurotiomycetes; Chaetothyriales; Herpotrichiellaceae. The coding region runs from base 224 to 796 and encodes 190 amino acids. The record is from RefSeq and is a predicted model, not a curated record.
CUUCCAUCAGUCAAAUCCAAGAAACAUCUUUCCAGUACAGCACCUUUCCAACUGUGACCAGUCUUUUCCUUCAAGAAAUUGCCCAGUAUCGACACUCCUUGCCUGUUUUUGCACCAGUCAAGUCUUCACACACUUGACAGAGCGGUCCCUACCUUUUCCACUUAUUCGUACCAACACUCUUUUGCAACAAGAAGUCCAUCAUUUCCCCGUUCCUCAAGUCAACAUGGGUCCUAAUCAUGGCGUCCUCGGAGCAACUUUCAAGGCCACCAGAGCUUUGGAAAUGGCUUCCAUGAUCGCCAUCAUAGGCAUUACUGCCAACUUUAUUUCUGAAAUGGUCAGCGCUGGUGCCACUCCACCGCCUGUCCUUGUGGCGCUCUUGAGCAUUGUCUGCAUUGCGGUGCUGUAUUGCGCCAUUACACUCAUUCUCUAUUUCGACAGCAUCCUUCCUUUUGUCAUCAGCACCGGCAUCGACUCUCUUUUCUUGAUUGCUCUUAUCGUGGUUGCGGUGGUGGUCGGUAAACCUUUGUCGUAUCUCAACUGCCAGGUCCUCGACCAAAUCUCCAAUGCCACAUCCAGCGCCUAUGACUUCACGUCAGCUUUGGGCAACAGUCUCAACAAGGAUGGCAAUGUCAACUAUUCACAAUGGAUUGGGACUUCCAAAUCCACCUGUCUCGAAAUGAAGUCAAUCUGGGGACUGAGCAUUGCCCUGUGCAUUCUCUUCACCUUCUCAUCGGUGAGCACCAUCUGUCUCUGGAAGAGAACCAAGCAAGCUCCCGCCGACAAGGGCGAGGCAUGAACUGAAAGGCAGAAAGGCAACUUGCGAGUGGGUCGAUAUCUUGGUGCAAAAAAGCUGGACACGCAAAGGUCAAUAUGCUUGGAAACCCCUCCCGGGAGGAGGCAUACUAGUUAGGAUAAUCUGAAUGGGCGAGGGAGUACAGGGCACCACAGGUUGGGCUCAUGGUCAUGCAGCAAAAGUCGCCCGACCUCAGUGUGACUUCAACGCCCCAACAUAUGCAUUAGGAGUUGGAAUACUCGUAUCUGGAUAUGCGGCUAGGCUGGUGCAGGCACAAACGUUUAACUGAGGAUGUGCGCGGAGUUUGUGACUGUCAUCCCGGGAACAUGUGGC